AUGCCUUCUAAUCGAGAAUCAACCGGUUUUGCAUCCUUGGGAUUUUCAAUAGUAGCGAUUUUUAUACAGCUGGGCUAUAUAAAAAUCGAUGCAUUUGACUAUAAUAGUCUCCGUAUAUUCAUUACGAGCAUUAACAUCAAAGAGUUCUCCUGCACACAAAGCCCACCAUCCCAGCCAAUUUAUGGUGGUGGUAACAAGUACGAAACAAAAGACGAAGCUUGGCAAGUAAUUGCCAUGAAAUUGCGUAGUGAUGUGGAGACCUGUAAGAAGCGAUGGAAGUAUUUAAGGGAGCGAUAUGUGUCACAACGUAAGCAAGGCGAUCCUCAGGUAUAUGAACAUCUAUCGCGACCGUAUUUAGAAAAAAAGAAAUUCCUAGAUCAACACAUACAGCCGCGUAAAUCUUAUCGUAAUGUACCCAACUUUCUGACCUCUCCGCAUUCAGCAAACAGUUCAAAUUUUAUUGACUACAAUAUGGAUUCAAAAUCGAACAGCUCGAUGAAAAAUUUAAACUAUUUUGGCGGCCACAGUCACCAUUAUCAUCAGCAAUCAGAUCAACAGCAUGCCAUGAAUGCCUUGAGCUCUGCAGCAGUGGCGGCCUCGGCCUUGGAAAAUGAUAAUCGUGUAAAAAUAGAAGCUGAUCAAGUGUUUCGAGAUUUUGCCGCUGCUGUCGCGUCGCAAUAAUUACAACAAAUCUCACAAUCACAAAUGCAACAACAAGCGGCUGCAGUGGCAGCAGCCAUGGCUGACUCUUCACCAAAUUAUACGGAACAUUUUAGAGACACAACAAAUAACGCUUUGAGUGGGAUUUCUAAUCCGCAAACCAACUUAGUUGGAAACGGAGGACUGCCGUCCUCUUCGUCUUCUAUUAAGUCACUCUUAUCUUCUCCUAUCCCAGAUGGUAACCAUAACGGCACAACUAAUCCAGGUCAUUCCAGUACACCUCAACAAACGGUCGCGCAUUCUUUCAGUUCUGCACAUUCUGCCAAUGCAAUAAAUCAGCAUGACGUCAGCAACCAUAACUUUAGUGAAUCACAAAAUGAAGAUUUAGAUUCAUCCACCAGUAGCAACUAUCACAGGAAAAAACCUAGAGGUCAACUAAAUAAUAGUACGAAUAGUAUGAAUGCUUCGUCCCAGCACAACAACAACAAUAACACUAACGGACAGUUAAGUAAUAGCCACAAUAGUAUGAGUGUCAGCUCACAUUUUGUCGGUGACACUGACGAUUCUGAUGAUAGUAGCGGUAUGCUACAACCUCAGGCUGUGCUAAAUGAAAGCGCAGAAAAUCCUUUCAGUUCCAUCAGUGCUUCAACGUCGACGGUAGCUUUGCAACAACGGCAAAACGACAAUAGCAACAACGUCAACAGUCAACUCUCAAACCAAGCUUCUAAUAUGUUCCCUUCGAACGCCGAUUUUCUUUUACACCUAUACCAACAACUACCACAACAACAACAGCAACAGAAUAAUGUACAACAAAAUCAUCAGUUCGGUAAAUUCCAAGUGCCACAAACUCCACCUCCACCUCAGCGUAGUUCUGAACAUUUGCUGGGCGAAUUAGUGACUACGGAGCUGUUAAAAAUGUCCAAGGAGCGACGAAAAAAUGUCCAAAAGCGCAUAUUGGAAAUAUUAUUCUUUGACGACUAA
Molecule: messenger RNA, 1641 nt
Organism: Glossina fuscipes
Lineage: Eukaryota; Metazoa; Arthropoda; Insecta; Diptera; Glossinidae
Exons: 3
Source: RefSeq, a predicted model, not a curated record